CAUAACCAAGAUAUGCUACCCAAAUAGUAGUAUGUAUGACGUUAGAUCUACAGGUCCCAUUACCAGCGCUAGGACUCCCAAGACGAUACUUACUAAAAACACAUUCAUUUUCGGGUCAGACUGGUAUAUCAAACCAACAUCCUCCAUUUCUUUCUAUUAAACUGAGGAUAGAAGGUCUGUAUCUUCUUGGUCAUACGCACGUGACGAAGGUCUGAGCAUAUUACGACUCCUUCAGUGAUUACAUCACACCAAUUACAACCCGUCUGCACCUCACACCAGGCUUCGGGGGUUCAGUUCUGAGCCUAGAGCCUACGACUGCAUGUUUCAGUAUUGCACAACCAACAACACUGCCUGCCUAGCAAGUAGGAAUUUCAGCCUGAAACUGAGCGUUUAAUCUUUGAUCCUGCAUAUACACGGGCCGUGCUCAGGCCAUGAUUUAUUGACACCACAGCCAACGCGUACUAUAUAACCAACUGCCCCCAGCUCAUAACCAGCUUCCUCAGCAACAACCCCAUCUGGAGUUUCGUCGGGGUCAGUAUCAUCAUAAUGGCGCCAACAUGUUCGGAUCCUCGUCAGAUCGUCAUCACUCUCAACCCCGCGCGUCGCCAAGCCCUCCUCAAGCUCGUUGAUGAGAUCACUACUUACAUGAGUGAUCAACUUCAAGCUUCCGACGAUGAGCUUGGCCCUGUCCUAUCAACCCCUCGAAAUGAGAGUGGACCUUCUACACCAAGAGACGAGAACCGGUCGUUCACACCCAGGAAUGAUGACUCUGAUCGAAAUGCUCAGCAGCAGCAGCAGCCGAACAAGCCAUCGGCGCAGGCACUACGUAUUCAAAAAGCUGCUAUAAAGCAUUUGAAGGAGUGGAAAAAGGAAUUCAUGCCCAAGUUGGAGGAGAUUGUUCGUGUCAAGGAUGAUCACAAGAUUCAGGAGGAAAGGCGCAAACAUCAACAGGAGGCUGAGAAGAGGAAGCUCGAUACACCCGAAGAAGGCGAGAAUCUCAUCAGUUUUGGGGAGAAUAAGAUAGACAAGUCUGAGGAUAUUGCUUCUCUACAGGCUUUGUAUCAUCCUAUCCCCACAAGACUGACGACGAUCCCUGCUGCCGACAGAAGAGAGGCUAUAUCAUGUAUACUACUCCUUCUGCUUUCCACGGGCAAGUAUUCCGCCCAUACCCGAGCACUUGCGCUCUAUCUUGCUUCCUCUCUGGAGAUUCCCCAGACUUUCCUCAUCAAGGAAGAAAUGGAAAUCGCCAAGACUCUUCUUGAAUCCUCCAAGGACCAAGAUAAGCAGCAGGAGGUCAUGUCUGCCGAGGCCGAAGCUUCCAAGCGCCGAGAAGAGAACAAGUUCAGUCGUUUCUGGAAAGUCGGGCUUGCUUCUGUUGCCGGUGCAGCUGUGAUCGGCGUCACUGGUGGUCUGGCAGCACCUCUUGUCGCUGGAGCUGUCGGUGGUAUCCUCGGUGGCGUGGGCUUGGGAGGUGUUGCUAGCUUUCUUGGUAUCUUCUGGAUGAAUGGUGCUCUUGUAGGCGCUUUAUUUGGUGCAUAUGGAGGAAAGAUGACUGGUGAAAUGAUGGAUAAGUACGCGAAAGAAGUUGAGGACUUCCGCUUCAUCCCUCUCAGGGGCGAAUGGGGAGAGGUCUUUAAUGCAGAACAGGAUCAAGCACAACCACAGGAACGGCGACUGCGUGUUACAAUCGGAAUCAACGGCUGGCUUCGCGAUGAGGAUGAUGUGACAAAGCCAUGGCGUAUCCUUGGUGACGACACUGAGGUCUUCGCUCUGCGCUAUGAGAUGAAGUCUCUCAUUGCCUUGGGACAUGCUCUACGAAGCAUGGUCGAAUCUUUUGCCUGGAAGAAGCUCAAGGUCGAGAUCAUCAAGCGCACUGCCUUUGCCACCCUGCUUGCGGCUCUUUGGCCUAUCCAGGUACUUGCUGCUGCAUCCAACAUUGAUAAUCCUUUUGGUCAUGCACACAACCGAUCUCGGAAAGCAGGCCAGCUACUUGCUGACGCUCUGAUCAACAAAGUCCAAGGCGAGCGGCCUGUCACUCUAAUCGGAUAUUCCCUUGGCGCUACAGCGAUUCAUGCCUGCUUGCAGUCACUUGCUGAGCGGCACGCUUUUGGCCUCAUUGAUUCAGUUGUCAUCAUCGGCGCUCCUGCUCCUUCAGCCCCUCCUCACUGGCGUACCCUUCGUACGGUUGUCUCUGGAAAGAUCUUCAAUGUCUAUUCAGAGAAUGACAUGAUUCUUGGAUUUGUCUACCGGGCUCAUAGUCUCUCCAUGGGAGUCUCAGGCUUACAGAAUAUCCAAGAGGUUGAAGGUAUUCAGAACCUCGAUUUGAGCGAUUCCGUCAGUGGGCACCUCCGAUAUCCCGACCUCAUCGGCGAGAUUCUCAACAAGUGUGGAUUUGUUGGAAUCAAGACAACAUCGGAGAUCGAAAAGGAUGAUGUGAUUUUGAUGAAGGACCGUCAUGCCGAGGGCGAGUUGAUCGAUUUCGAAGGGACUACAGUCGAGGGAAAGGAGAGUUCUCAGUCGCCGAACCAAGAGCAAAUCGAAAAGGACCUUCAUGGACUAAACAUCUCCCCUCCGGCUCUUGUUUCGCCAUCACAGCCUCCAGACCAGGGAAAGUCACCACAACAGUCCAGCAAUGAGAACCCGCCGCUUCCUCAACGACCGACUCCUCAGGACAGGAAAGAAGAAGCACCAAAGCUGCCCCGACGGCCUGUAGCGAGCCAAGCACAGCCAUCAUCAGGACCGGAUGAUGAAGCGGGACCGCCAUUGCCCCGACGCCCUACUGAAGCUCAACAGGAAGGUAGGCCUGCCAUUCCCCGCAGGCCAGUUGGAGCCGAUAAGGAAGUGAACGCUCCUCUUCCUCGACGUUUUGAAUCUUCACACGAUACUCAUCAGCAACAGCAACGACCCUGGACGCCCGAGUCCAAUCUCACAGAUGAUGAGGAAUAUGGUCACAUUGCUAUGGUGAACUAUGACAGCGACCACAGUACAAAAUGAGGGCAGAAUCUAUUUGAUAGAAAGACUGGAUCAAAUGGAGUUAUCAUCAAAUCUGGUCACAGUAGGAGACGCCGAGUUUACAUUUGUCCUUUAAAUUUCGAGUUGUAACCAUCUCGAUAAGCCCCUGGGGCAUAUAUGUUAGUAGAGCUGUAUAAUCUUAGUAUAUGAUCAUAAGACUAGCCCAUGAUAGACAAGAUUACACUAUGAUCUCAGGAUCCUGAAAGUUCUAACUAGGAUCUCGAAU
This is a messenger RNA of Fusarium odoratissimum NRRL 54006, 3238 nucleotides long. RefSeq lists its product as uncharacterized. The record is from RefSeq and is a predicted model, not a curated record. The coding region runs from base 547 to 2994 and encodes 815 amino acids. Lineage: Eukaryota; Fungi; Ascomycota; Sordariomycetes; Hypocreales; Nectriaceae. The transcript is spliced from 2 exons.